AUGUCAAGAGAACAGGAACAAAACACUCCGAGCUUCAGUGAAAUCCGUCAACGUCUUCAAUCUGGAGAAGAUUUCGAUCUAGCACAUCGAUUACAAGAGAGAGAAUAUAAGAUGUACUACAAUCACAAUCGUAAUGUAAAUGGAACGAUAGUGAGUGAUCGAAAAAAGACAAGAGAGGAGCAGACGGCUGAAGAUGAACAUUCAGCUUCGUUAAGGAGAAUGGGACUGGCUCAAAGAUGCAUGACUGAUGAAGAAUAUGCCAGACAACUACAAGAAGAGAUGGACCGAAUGGAUGCAGCUGAACAAAUGGAUAAAGAUGCCCAAUUGAGAGAAGACGCUAGAUUAGCGUGGCUUCUACAACAGGAAUCUUCAAAUAGUAGUUCUUCUGGUCAAUCUGCAUCUCAAGUACCUCCAGAUUUGAUUUCAUUUGAUGAACAGACUAUCAUCUGGAAUGUACAAUGCGAAUCUGACAUGUAUGAUGAUUCAUCAGUUGUCAAAACUGAGGAGACAGAAGAGGUCAAACCUUGCGCCCUAAACGAAGUGUGGAUGGUCUGUUCAUCUUGCGAAGAAGAAUGUGGAAAACCACCUCAACCAUGUCCAAGAAUCUGUCAACCGGCACGUUGCCAAUGUCCAGCACACAAAGGAUUCCGAAGAAAUAGUAAAGGAGAGUGUGUAUUCUGUCAUGAUUCGGUUCCAAAACUAUAA
Messenger RNA from Caenorhabditis remanei, 705 nucleotides. RefSeq lists its product as uncharacterized. The transcript is spliced from 6 exons. Lineage: Eukaryota; Metazoa; Nematoda; Chromadorea; Rhabditida; Rhabditidae. Bases 1 to 705 code for a protein of 234 amino acids. The record is from RefSeq and is a predicted model, not a curated record.